Entrophospora candida is the source of this 135-nucleotide messenger RNA. NCBI's taxonomy places the organism in Eukaryota, Fungi, Glomeromycota, Glomeromycetes, Entrophosporales, Entrophosporaceae. The record is from the annotation of a GenBank genome assembly.
AUGACAUUAUACUCGCUCAACAUGCUAAAAGAUGGCACUUUUCUGACGUCUGAACUAUAUUCUACAUUGUUACCAUUUUCACUUGAUGCCAUAUCAAAGUACAAGGGAAUUCUUUAUCUGAUGGCAACUUUUCAU